Molecule: messenger RNA, 3928 nt
Organism: Mauremys mutica (yellowpond turtle)
Lineage: Eukaryota; Metazoa; Chordata; Testudines; Geoemydidae
Gene: CNTN1
Product: contactin 1
Exons: 23
Coding region: 180-3197 (1005 amino acids)
Biological process (GO): brain development; cell-cell adhesion
Molecular function (GO): cell-cell adhesion mediator activity
Source: RefSeq, a predicted model, not a curated record
GAGAGGAUCUGUGAAUUUUAUUGGUGCAGCCAUCAUUGUAUUUUCAAAAAUAUAAACUUGGAAUAGUUACUAUGAACAAAAGGACAUGAAGGAACUCACCUUCUCAGGUAUUUUUAGUUCUCUGAACACUGGGGCUGAAAGGCAUAAUUCCUUUUGAAAUAAUCAUCUCUGAAUAGAAGAUGAAAAUGUGGUUCUUAAUAAGUCAUCUUGUUACAGUGUGUUUCAUCUUCUGCCUGGCAGAGGAUGGAAAAGGAUAUGGCCCAGUUUUUGAGGAGCAACCCAUUGAUACCAUCUACCCUGAGGAAUCUACAGAUGGACAAGUUUCAAUGAACUGCAGAGCUCGAGCAAUCCCUUUUCCAACUUACAAGUGGAAACUAAAUAACUGGGAUAUUGAUUUAACAAAGGAUCGCUACAGUAUCGUGGGAGGUAGACUUCUUAUCAAUAACCCAGAGAAAUCAAAGGAUGCUGGGAAAUAUGUUUGUAUAGCAUCAAACAUCUUUGGAACUGUCCGAAGCACUGAAGCUACUCUAAGUUUUGGAUAUCUUGAUACGUUUCCACCCGAAGAACGCUAUGAGGUGAAAGUUCGGGAGGGUAUUGGAGCAGUGCUUCUUUGCGGGCCUCCUUACCAUUACCCAGAUGAUCUCAGUUAUCGCUGGCUUCUAAAUGAGUUCCCAGUUUUCAUUACUUUGGACAAACGACGAUUUGUGUCACAGACAAAUGGCAAUCUCUACAUUGCAAAUGUAGAAGCAUCAGAUAGAGGCAAUUAUUCAUGUUUUGUGUCCAGUCCUUCAAUCACAAAGAGUGUAUUCAGCAAAUUCAUUCCACUUAUUCCCCAGGCAGUAGACAGAUCUAAAGUAUAUCCAGCUGAUAUCAAGGUUAAGUUCACGGAUACAUAUGCACUCCUGGGGCAAAAUGUGACACUGGAAUGUUUUGCACUUGGGAACCCUGUUCCUGAGAUUAGAUGGAAUAAGUAUCUUGAACCCAUGCCAGCAACUGCUGAGAUAAGCAUGUCUGGUGCAGUUCUCAAGAUCUUAAAUAUUCAGUUUGAAGAUGAAGGAACUUAUGAAUGUGAAGCUGAAAACUAUAAAGGAAAAGAUAAACAUCAGGCAAGAGUUUAUGUUCAAGCAUAUCCCGAAUGGGUAGAACAUAUCAAUGACACAGAGAGAGACAUAGGCAGUGAUUUAUACUGGCCUUGUGUAGCCACAGGCAGGCCUACUCCAACAAUCAGGUGGUUGAAAAAUGGAGUAUCGUUCCGGAGAGGUGAAUUAAGAAUACAAAGCCUGACUGUCGAGGAUGCCGGCAUGUAUCAGUGUAUAGCAGAAAAUGUACAUGGAAUUAUAUACGCAAAUGCUGAGCUGAAGGUUGUGGCUUCACCUCCUAAUUUUGAACUGAACCCAAUGAAGAAGAAGAUCUUGGCUGCUAAAGGAGGCCGUGUAAUAAUUGAAUGCAAGCCUAAAGCUGCUCCUAAACCAAAAUUCUCAUGGAGCAAAGGAACAGAACUGCUCGUAAAUGGGAGCAGGAUAUCUGUUUGGGAUGAUGGUAGCCUGGAAAUUGUUAAUAUCACAAAGCUGGAUCAAGGCAGCUACACGUGUUUUGCAGAAAAUAACCGAGGAAAAGCUAACAGUACUGGUACUCUGGAAAUCACAGAAGCUACAAAGAUUACCUUAGCACCAACUAAUGUUGAUGUCACAGUUGGAGAGAGUGCCACCAUGCAGUGUAUUGCGUCCUAUGAUACCACAUUAGAUCUGACAUUUAUUUGGUCUCUAAAUGGCUACAUGAUAGAUUUUGAAAAAGAGCAUGAUCAUUACGAAAGGAGUGUUAUGAUAAAGAACAAUGGUGAAAUGCGUAUUAAAAAUGUGCAGCUGCAGCAUGCUGGAAGAUACACGUGCACAGCACAGACAAUUGUUGACAACUCCUCAGCUUCAGCUGACCUAGUUGUAAGAGGUCCUCCAGGUCCCCCUGGGGGUUUGAGAAUAGAAGAUAUUAAAGACACUUCUGUAACACUUACUUGGAGUCGUGGGACAGACAAUCAUAGCCCUAUUUCAAAGUACACUAUCCAGUCAAAGACUUUUCUUUCUGAGGAGUGGAAAGAUGCCAAAACAGAUCCCCCAAACAUUGAAGGAAAUAUGGAGACCGCAAAGGUGAUUGAUUUAAUCCCAUGGAUGGAGUAUGAAUUCCGGAUAACAGCAAUGAAUACUUUGGGGACAGGAGAACCUAGUAUGCCAUCACAAAGAAUUAGAACAGAAGGAGCUGCUCCUAAUGUGGCUCCUUCUGAUGUUGGAGGAGGGGGUGGAAGUAACCGAGAGCUGACAAUAACAUGGAUGCCUUUGUCAAGAGAGUACCACUUUGGCAAGAAUUUUGGUUACAUAGUAGCCUUUAAACCAUUUGGUGAAAAGGAAUGGAGAAGAGUUACAGUUACCAAUCCUGAUAUUGGCCGAUAUGUGCACAAAGAUGACUCUCUGCCCCCCUCAACAAAGUUUCAAGUAAAAGUGAAAGCAUUUAACAACAAAGGGGAUGGACCAUUCAGCGUUGUUGCCAUCAUUUAUUCAGCACAAGAUGCUCCUAGUGAACAGCCUAGAAAUGUGAAUGUAAAAGUCUUAUCAUCUUCUGAAAUCUCCGUUUCCUGGGAGCAUGUUUUUGAGCAAUCUGUUGAAGGAUAUCAGAUUCGUUACUGGACUGUUCAUGAUAAAGAAGCCGCUGCGCAGCGGGUGCUAGUGAGCAGUCAGGACUACUCAACCAAACUGGAAAAUUUGAAACCUAGUACCCGGUACCAUGUAGAUGUUUCCGCCUACAAUAGUGCAGGAUAUGGACCACCCAGUGUUGCUGCUGAUAUCAUUACAAGAAAAGCACCUCCAAGCCAACGUCCCAGAAUUAUCAGUACAGUCAGGUCUGGUUCAAUGUACAUCAUCACCUGGGACCAUGUCACGCCAAUGUCAAAUGAAUCUGCUGUUCAAGGAUACAAAGUGCUGUAUAGACCAGAUGGCCAGCAUGAGGGCAAAUUGUAUUCAACUGGCACACAUUCAAUAGAGUUGCCAGUCCCCAGAGAUGGUGAAUAUGUUGUUGAGGUUCGAGCGCACAGUGAAGGAGGAGAUGGAGAAGUAGCUCAAAUAAAAAUUUCAGGUGCUGCUGGAGUAUCACCUGGUCUUCUUGGCUUAUUGCUGCCUGCCAUUGGUGUCCUUGCCUACUUAGAAUUCUGAAUGUCUCCGGAUUUAUCUUGUCCUCAGCCCAGUUUAAAGGACACCCUUCAAACCUGUGAGGACUACUAUUCAUUUAGACUCCUGGCACCAUCUUAAGCCAAAUAAAUUAUACUUUAAAAAAUUACCCUUCUGAUUUACUAUGAACUUUAAGAGGACUGAGGCAUCCAGGAACUCCUCCAUCAAGCGAAUCAACUUUUGAAAGGAUAAGAAAUGAUUUUUAACUUGUUCCGAUAUGCCUUAUAAAACACUUAUGCUGAUUUGUGACAGUUGCAUGAUUUGGUCCAAUGGGGCAAGUUACAGUGUUAAAAUCCAAUAACAUAGGCUGUACAGUGAAAGUAAAAUCACCAUACAUAGGUGCUUUAACUUGAAUAACAAAUUGUGAAAUAUAAUAGAGAUUGAAAUGUUGAUUGUGUGUGGUAAAUAUAAGAGUAAUUAUGUCUGUCUGUACUAUCCUAUAUGUUUUGUGUACUGCAUAUUUUUGAAUGGCCCUACUAUCAUUUAUGAGAUUUCAGGUUGUUAGAGAUACAGUCAAAGCAAAAACAUUGAAUUCAUUUUUAGAGCUUUUUUUUUUUUUGAAGCAAUUGAAUAUACUUUGGGAGCAUUUGAAACUAGGUUCCAUUACAAGGAAUUUUUAUUUUUAGAUGCAUUUGGGAGUUUAAUUUUGAAUAUUAACAGCAACAUUGAAUUAUAAGGAUUUUCCAGCCCUUUACUUCCUAUAACGCAAUAUUUUU